Molecule: messenger RNA, 2260 nt
Organism: Varanus komodoensis (Komodo dragon)
Lineage: Eukaryota; Metazoa; Chordata; Lepidosauria; Squamata; Varanidae
Gene: TSN
Product: translin
Exons: 6
Coding region: 107-796 (229 amino acids)
Biological process (GO): RNA metabolic process
Cellular component (GO): cytoplasm; nucleus
Molecular function (GO): RNA binding; single-stranded DNA binding; sequence-specific DNA binding
Source: RefSeq, a predicted model, not a curated record
UACGCCGGGCAGCCCCGCGACGGCCGCGUGGAAGGACCCAUUUCUUUGGCGGCAGCGAGCGCGGCGGGAGUUCCGAGAGCGGGCCGCAGACCUGCUCCCCGUCAUCAUGUCUGUCAGUGAGAUGUUUAUCACCUUGCAAGGAGUGCUUACGGCCGACCAGGAUAUUCGCGAGGAGAUCAGGAAAGUUGUUCAAACUCUGGAGCAAACAGCUCGGGAAAUUCUUACAGUGCUACAAGGAGUCCAUCAAGGUUCUGGAUUUCAGGACAUACCAAAGAAGUGUCUGAAGGCUCGUGAACACUUUUGUACUGUUAAAACACAGCUAGCCUCUUUGAAAAUCAAGUUUCCUGCGGAUCAAUAUUAUAGAUUCCACGAACAUUGGAGGUUUGUGCUGCAGCGUUUGGUAUUUUUAGCAGCAUUUGUUGUCUACUUGGAGACAGAAACUUUAGUGACUCGGGAAGCUGUUACAGAAAUACUUGGAAUUGAAGCAGACAGAGAGAGAGGUUUUCACCUGGAUAUUGAGGAUUACCUUUCUGGUGUAUUAACUCUUGCCAGUGAGCUGUCCAGACUUGCCGUGAAUAGUGUCACUGCUGGGGACUAUUCACGCCCACUUCGCAUCUCUGCUUUCAUCAAUGAGUUGGAUUCUGGAUUCCGUCUUCUCAAUUUGAAGAACGAUUCCCUGAGGAAACGCUAUGAUGGCCUCAAGUAUGACGUCAAGAAGAUAGAGGAGGUGGUGUAUGACCUGUCAAUCCGAGGGCUCAACAAGGAAGCCACUGGUGGUGCUGGUGGGAAGAAAUAGAAAGGGGCCUGUUGAGCCGCAUCAAUAAUUACCUCAGUUUUGCUGCCAAUGAAGGAGAAGCUUUAAGUGAGCUGUCCAGCAGUAGCUUAGAGGAACCACAAGCUGUAAACCACUUUUCUUUUUCACAACUGAAUAUUUAGAAUGUCCGAAUGAAAGCACUCAAAACCAUUCUGUGAAUGAUCAUCUAGUGGACUGUGUCUGCAGUGUAAGUCAGCAUGGUAUAAUCAAACUGUUACUAGAACUGCAGCUAUUGCUGUCCAGUUGACCUGCAAGACCAGCUUAUUGGUGGAGCUAUUUUGCCACUGGAUCACAGGUUUUGUUUUCUUUCCUGGCCAUGCUAAGCCUCAUCUUUCAGGCUCUCCAUACCAUCCACAUUCAGUGCAGUUUAUGCACAUUACAGUGGAGCCCUUGGCUGCAGCAAGUAUGUAAAUAUCAUUAUUGUAAAAAUAUGAUCAAAACACUUCAUUUUCUAUUCAUGCUCAUAAACCACACAGAUUAUUGGGGUAAAGUUAAUCAGUUCAGAUUUAGGAAAAUCAGUUCAAUAGACAUUUUGGGAUUUUGUUUUCAAAUAGUCAUUAUUAUGUAAUACACAGAUAACCUUUUAUUCUAAAAGAAGCUCAUUUGUAGACAUGGGAAGAGGAAUGAACCAUUCCUUGAAACUUGAAUAGCUGGUUGUAGGCAUAGCUCUCCAGUUCCAAAUAGCAGAACAAUUUUAAAUGAUUUACUGGAGGGCUGGAUCUCAAGGAGGCCAGUAGCUACAGAAGGGUGAUGGUGCUAGUGAUCCUUUAACUUCUAAGUGACCUGUUUCAUAUUUCUUUCCUUUUGUAUUGUAUCUUUUCUUGAAAAUAAAAUCUGAGGUAGGUUAUAAAGCAGUGGAAGCAUUGAUCGUAACCAAAAGGAAAACUGCUAUUCUUACCUUAAUCCUAGAUGUGCUUACCUUCUUGCCUACUUGUCCCAUUUCCAAGCAAAUGUACAUUGUCACAAAUAUCACAGCCUUAGCAGUAUAGCAUAAAGGGCACAGGAUCAAACAAACUGGCCUUCACCUUCAUGUGCGUGUUACCUCCAUCAUAUCGGUACUCAACACCCAUCUUCUCUAUCUUGUUUGUGCAAUUUGUUUCUGCAGUAUAGAGUUGUGUUCUGUCUGUACAUUUUUCACAUUGUGUGCUUUAUAAAAUCUAUUUUUCUCCUUGCCCUAAAGCUUUCAUUUGAUAAAGAACACCUCCAAAGAAUAAGAGAAUGUUCAUACUUCACAAUAUUAGCAGCUGUAACUAUCUUUCUUUGUAAAGCAUUGCCUUGUUCUGGUUACAUUUUUUUAAAAAAAGGUUGACUAGGAAGCAAAUACUUCCUUUGUUAGUAUGGAUAAAUAAAUAAAGCAAAUCCACCAUUCUUUAACAAGCUAUGUGUUCCUGCAAUUCUGUGAUGUAUGUUUCUUGCACAAUAAAAGCCCAGUAAAUCAUUGAGUAA